Molecule: messenger RNA, 3111 nt
Organism: Anopheles darlingi
Lineage: Eukaryota; Metazoa; Arthropoda; Insecta; Diptera; Culicidae
Product: protein-glucosylgalactosylhydroxylysine glucosidase-like
Exons: 9
Coding region: 479-2872 (797 amino acids)
Biological process (GO): carbohydrate metabolic process
Molecular function (GO): catalytic activity
Source: RefSeq, a predicted model, not a curated record
CCGAUGUCGACAUCAUUCCAGUGAUCGUUUGCUCGUCACGGCAGUCCUGACGGUCUGGUCUGGCGACUGCAUUGCUCAAUCGAGACGCGCACGGUGAUCGCACAAUUAGACAACGCCCGGAAUACGUCACGAUUUCCUAGGAUCGACGGUUCGCGGUGGCCCCCGGCCCAGGCGAGACACGCUGGACAAGUCAAGCCGACGCGGGGGUACACACUCGGAUUCCUUGGAACAUAAGAGCAGCAGCAGCAGAACAAGGAAGCGUCCGGCAAGCGCGUCAACUAGGGCGAAGUGAGUUCCCAUGAUCCGAUCCGGUAGUUGAUCCAAUUUCGGUUCGGUCACCAUCGAUGGUUAUGCAAACGCGGUGCAAGCAGUGAAGCUGUGAGCUCCGUUGGCUCCGUGAUCCAGUUUAGCUCCUUUCCCAUCGAACUCCACCGGACCACCACGGCGGCACACACACACACACAGCGCCGGAGCCAUCAUGCCGUUCAGGUCAACCUAUUUGUACGUCAUGUUCGCUGGACUGCUGACGCUGGGUAUUGCCGUUGGCAGUGGCCACACUUCCGCCGAACUACCAACCCGUCCGUCAACGGUCACGAGUGGACGGUCCAGAACGGACGUUGACAAACGGACCGGAUCCCGCAAGCUCACCGGAUCGAGCGCGUUCCUGGAUAACCGUAACUGGACACUGCCCACCCUUGCCAACGGUCAUCUGGGGUUUACCGUGUUCGAGGAUGCGGUGUACAUGGGCGGACUGUAUGGGGGAGCCGCUGGACUUAGCCACCGUGCACGGAUACCGAAUGUGGCUAAUAUUCGGCCAGCAAUCGGAUGUUAUCAAGGAACGACCCAAGAACACUGUACGGAGACAUUGGAUAUGGAGCAAGGAGUGUUUCGGGUCGAAUUUUCCCAGCAUUCUGUCCCUCCGGCCAACCGCUUCCGAUUAGUGCACACCCUGUAUCCCCACGCUCUCUACACAAGGUUGAUCGUUAAUCAGUUUUUUAUCGAACGACUUGACGCGAGGAAUGCAGGAUGCACAUGCUGGAACGAUGGAGCUACAAGCCAACAGACCAUCAGCGUACCGUUGAUGCCGUCGGUGCCUUUCUUCAGCGAGGACAUCGCCUUCGAGCCCAUCCGGACCGUGCAGUUCCGCUCGAGUGCGCCAGCAAACCAGAACCACCUAAUUUAUGAGAGCUGCGGUAAGACGGUCGAGGUGGAAGAUCCAAUCCACCAGCCAUCCGUCAGCCCGGUCUGUGUCGUAUGGAAUCACGUUCCAGAACGGCUCACACUGCCACAAACCGAGCGCACGGUGACGUUUACGUUCCUGAUGUCGGUUGAUGGAGAAGAGAGCAGCGCGCACAACGAGCUAAAAACAGCACUGGGACUGCCACCAGACGAGCUGCUACGAGCGCAUACAUCACUGUGGCGUUCGUUCUGGGAGCGAUUCGACAUCCUAACGACCGGAAACGAACCGUUACAGCGUGCGGUAUGGGCGAGCAUAUUUUAUCUGGUCAGCAACCUACCGUUCGCGCCGAGUGGACACAACGGUCUCAGCCCAACCGGACUGGGGCGUGGCGGUGGCUCCAAUCUGGACGACUACGAGGGACACUCGUUCUGGGACACGGAAAUCUGGAUGUUGCCAGUGCUCAACGUCAUCGAUCGCUCGUACGCCCGCUCGCUGCUCCAGUACCGGAUUGCACGGCUUGAGGUGGCCAAGGAGCUAGCGGCUGAGCUGGGUUACGGUGGAGCCAGGUACCCCUGGGAGAGCGGCUUCACUGGAACGGAAGUGACGCAACCGUGCUGUCCGGCCGUAGCUCAGUAUCAGCAUCACAUUACGGCGGACAUAAGCUUCGGGCUACGGCAGCACCUUGCGGCUACACAGGAUCUGGAGUGGCUUUGUAGCUCGGGUGCUCACCGGAUGGCCGCAGAGAUUGCCAGCUUCUGGGCUAGCCGCGUAACCUUCAACCAAACCGGCACCGCUCAGUACGACAUCGCAGCGGUAAUGGGACCGGAUGAGGAUCAUGAAAAUGUAACGAACAACGCGUACACGAACGUGGUCGCGGGUUAUGCUUUGUAUUUUGGCGAUUUCGCCAGCUGCCUUUGUGCGGAAUCCAACGAAUUGCAGGAGGAUCACUGGGACGCAAUCGCCAAACACAUUAAGCUUCCGUACGACCCUGACCGUGACUACCAUCCACAGUACGAUGGUUACAAUCAGGGGACGACAAUAAAGCAGGCCGAUACCGUGCUGCUUGGUUACCCGCUACAGUAUGCUGGUAUGAGGCGUUCUACCAGGAGUAACGAUCUACGUGUAUAUGAGUCCGUCACACGCGUCUCUGGACCAGCCAUGACAUGGGCAAUGCAUAGUAUCAACCAUCUGGACCUUGGAGAAUUGGAGCAGGCUGCCAUCAAUUUCAACCGCAGCUACCAACCGUACAUUCGUGGACCAUUUCAGGUAUGGUACGAGCUGCAGCAGCCAGAUCGAGGUGCACAGAAUUUCUUAACCGGUGCCGGAGGAUUCCUACAAUCGCUGCUCUUCGGAUAUGGUGGCUUGCGGCUUCAUCUGGAUCGCCUAGAGCUGCGCCCCGGCAUAGGGGGAACGUCGUUGGUGCUACCGCCAGGAAGUUGCGAAUUGAUUAUCAAAGGAGUGCAGUAUCUCGGAGCGCUUAUCACCAUUGAAAAAACAGUGAGCCAAUCUACGUUAACCGUGACUCACCAAGAGCAACCAUUAACAAUCGAAUUCGACGACAGUAAUGUCCCAACGGAUAUCGUCAUCAACGAAACUUAUUAUUUACGCAAUCGUACCGCGAUUGUCCGCUCCAAGAAUCGUUCUUAUCGCAAUUGUCGGCUGCCGGAGGAUAUCAUCGGUAGAUGCAACUGAGUGCCAUAAAUAGCUCGUCUUGAAUUAGCACAAUGCCAAUUGUUUGCCGAUCCUGUACUGACUUCGCUAUCGAAAUAUCCAGCUAAAACUAAAUCAAUCCAAUUUAGGUCCAACACGUGUUAACGUUUCGGAGACCGUAUGGCAAACGGGGGCUUUUUGGUGUCUUGCAAACACACAGUUACAAUAAAAGACAUGAUUCAGUUAUCACGGAAUUCAAGCUCACCACAAACACACGAAUU